AUGUCUAUUAAUGACUCCACAAUUGUUAAAGAUGUGGCUCUAACUGAAUUGUCGUUGGAAAAUAAUAUAUUUUCGUUAAUUCAAAUAAUUCAUCCUCAAUGGUCAAAAUUUAAUACAGUUUUUAAGCGGUUUGACAAAGGUCUUAACAAUAGUGUUAUUGCUGUAUUCGAAAUUGAUACUAAUACAAACGAAAUUAUUAACGAAUCUGAAGGAUUACUUAUAAAAAUCUAUGGUCACGAUACUGAUUUAUUUAUUGAUCGUCAGAAUGAAUUAAAUAUAAUGAAAAAAAUAUCGAAUCAUGGUUUCUCUAAUAAUAUUUUGUUACAAUUUUCUAAUGGUUAUAUUUGUUCAUAUAUACCAGGUGAAGCAUGUAAUUCGAAACAAGUUUUAUCUGAACAUAUAUCAUUUCUUAUAGCUAAAAAACUGGCUCAUUAUCAUUCAUUACCAUUACCAAAUGAAAAGUUAGGCACAUGUUUAAUAUCACGAAUGAAAAAGUUUUUUUCUGCAAUAAAAGUAAAGGAUCAAUUACACACAAAUCUGUCAGCUGAUAUUGAACAUAUCGAAACAUUUAUUAUGCCAAGAUUCGAAUUAGAUAUUGUUCUAUGUCAUAAUGAUUUAGUGGCUGAUAACAUUAUUUACAAUGUUGAAAAAGAUGAUGUUUCCUUUAUUGAUUUUGAAUAUGGAUUCUAUAACUAUUGGUUAUAUGAUAUCGCUGAUCACUUUACUCAAUGCGAUGAUUUAUAUCCAUCAAGAGAAUAUCAAAAACAAUGGUUAAGUGUUUAUUUGUUAUACAAAACUAAACAUAGUAGAGAUGAACAGUUUGAUUUGGAUACACUUUGUAACUUGAUUACCAAAUUUAGUGCUUUAUCAAAUCUAUUUUGGACAUUAUGGGCAUAUGCGAAAGCACAUUUAAUGAACAAUGAUCAUUUUUCCUAUGAAGAAAAUGGGAAAAUGAGAUAUAACAAAUAUUUAGAGCUUAAACCAUUUUUAUUUGUACAAUAA
Molecule: messenger RNA, 1002 nt
Organism: Didymodactylos carnosus
Lineage: Eukaryota; Metazoa; Rotifera; Eurotatoria; Philodinida; Philodinidae
Source: the annotation of a GenBank genome assembly